Molecule: messenger RNA, 1419 nt
Organism: Apiotrichum porosum
Lineage: Eukaryota; Fungi; Basidiomycota; Tremellomycetes; Trichosporonales; Trichosporonaceae
Exons: 4
Coding region: 1-1419 (472 amino acids)
Biological process (GO): amino acid transmembrane transport
Cellular component (GO): vacuolar membrane
Molecular function (GO): amino acid transmembrane transporter activity
Source: RefSeq, a predicted model, not a curated record
AUGUCGGAAGAGUCCAGUUCAGCCUACGUCCACGAAAAGAAGGCGGGGCACACUAUCGAAGUGCUCCCUGUCGACGACACUGUGCACGAUGAAGUCUUUGGAGACAUUGAGGGCAAGAAUGUGCCCAACUACCGCAAUGUUGGCUGGAUUGGCACUGCCGGUCUCAUGAUGAAGUCGAUGAUAGGCCUUGGUGUUCUUUCAAUCCCUGCGGUCUUCGAUGUUCUUGGUCUGAUUCCGGGUGUCAUCUGCCUAAUCGCGAUCGCCACCAUGACCACGUGGUCCAACUAUGUUGUGGGCCAGUUCAAGCUCGCUCAUCCAGACAUGUACAUGAUCGACGAUGCCGGAAGCAUCAUGUUUGGCAAAGCUGGUCGUGAGGCGUUAGCCGUCUGCUACAUUCUUUUCCAGACGUUUUGUGCUGGGUCUGGUAUGCUCUCCAUAUCUAUCUCGCUCAACGCUAUUUCGGAGCACGCUAUCUGCACUGCUGGAUUUGUGGUCGUGGCGUUGCUCAUUGUCCUGUGCGUGGCGAGCGUCCGUACGCUGCACAAGUUGAGUCCCUUGGCCUGGAUCGGUCUGGUUUCAAUCAUUACAGCCAUUCUCAUUGUCACCAUUGCCGUUAGUCUUCAGGACCGCCCAGCCGCUGCCCCCCAAAAUGGCCUUCCGUUCACAAGCGAUUACAAGCUGUUCGGCAGCCCCAGUUUCGCCCAGGCCGCCUCUGCACUUUCGUCACUUGUAUUUGCCUACGCCGGUACGCCUUCAUUCUUUGGCCUGGUGUCGGAGAUGCGUGAUCCUCGCAAGUACACCCGCGCCCUCAUCGUCUGCAACAGUGUUGUCACUUGCGCCUACGUUGUCAUCGGCGUGGUUGUCUACUACUACUGCGGUUCCUACGUCUCCUCGCCCGCCCUCGGUUCUGCUGGUCCCCUCCUCAAGAAAAUUGCGUACGGCAUCGCACUUCCUGGUCUCAUUAUGAGUUCCACACUCCUCACCCACCUGCCCGCUAAGUAUAUCUUUGUCCGCGCACUCCGCGGCUCCAAGCACCUUGUGGCCAAUACGUGGCAGCACUGGGCGUCUUGGCUCGGCGCCGUAGCCGGCUGUGGCAUCUUCUCCUACAUCAUUGCUUCCGCCAUUCCCGUGUUUGGCCCGCUGGUGUCCCUGGUCGGUGCGCUGCUGGGUACUCUAAUGUGCAUGCAGCCCAUGGGCUGCAUGUGGCUGUACGACAAUUACUCGCGCGGCAAGGAGGCUCCGACCGUCAUGUGGCGCCUCAAGGUCGUGUGGGCUGUCUUCAUCAUUGUCAUGGGCAGCUUCCUCAUGGUCGCUGGUACCUACGGCGCUGUGCUCGACAUCCAGAGCGCCAUGAGCGUCGGCGGCACGACGACCCCUUGGGGCUGCGCGGACAACUCGGGCACUGUCAAAUCGUCGUAA